This is a messenger RNA of Rubroshorea leprosula, 755 nucleotides long. The record is from the annotation of a GenBank genome assembly. NCBI's taxonomy places the organism in Eukaryota, Viridiplantae, Streptophyta, Magnoliopsida, Malvales, Dipterocarpaceae.
GCACCAAACAGGCCCUAAAUCUGUUAGCUAUGUUACAAUGGAAUAGCUUGUUUUUCACAGGGAAGGAUGAUUUUGGCCCACUUGUGUGAAGAACCCAAGGGAUUGAAAACUAACAUGUGCAUGUCACUUUUGUAUCUUCCCUUGGCAAUUGCGAACGCUCUCACAGCUAGACUGAAUGAUGGUGUUCCUUUAGUUGAUGAAUUCUGGGUUCUUCUCGGUUACUGUGUAUUCACAGCGUCACUCUACUUGCACUUUGCUACAUCAGUCAUUCAUGAAAUCACAACGGCCUUGGGAAUAAAUUGCUUCAGGAUAACCAGGAAAGAGGCAUGACCGUUGAUGCUUGUCUCAGGGCAUGGAGUUUGAUAUCUGGGAGUAAGAUUCAACACGUACUCUGCUGGAAAGUUGGUGGAGCUGAAACUGCUAAAGCAUUUAGCAAAUCAAUUUUGAUAUAGCAUUGAUUAGAGAUAUGUUCCUAAACCCAGUAACGGUGAUGCAUUUUGUCAGGAUUGUUGUAGAUUAUUAUUGAUUUUUAAAAUAGAAUAGGCAAAAUUUAGGUCUGUAAACUCUGCCAUAUGUCACUCUUGUAUUAAUUUUUGCGCUUGGUUUCCUUUGGGUGGACUAUGGAGAGAGUGGGUGAACAUUUACGUUGGCAACCAGAACGAAAUUCUUAUGGCAGUAUUUUUGAAUUUUCCGUCACUGGUUACUUGGGAAGCAUAUUUGCAAAAUUUUUAUUACAAUAGAAAAACAUUUCUUUA